AUGACGGAUGACUACAUACCCGCUGGCUGGCAGCACUCCUUCGACCUCCUCUUCGGUGCUGAUUGCUUAUUUCAUCGCGAGACGCACCGCGGCCUCCUGUGCACGCUGGACCGUCUUCUCUCUCGCACGCCCGGUGCCGUAUGUCUCUUCGUUGCACCUCCGCGCAGCGGAAGUCUCCUCGCUUUCCACGACCUUGUAGCUCAGCAUUCAACAGAUUUGCAUCUCAGCUGCCUCCGCCUUGAACCCCUAGAGGCCUUUCCCACCAUUGCUCCCGUAAUGCAGUAUCUCAACACCGACACAGACCGUCUGGUUCCUCAUCUCAUCCUUAUUCAGCGUACCUGA
Messenger RNA from Dibothriocephalus latus, 342 nucleotides. The record is from the annotation of a GenBank genome assembly. NCBI's taxonomy places the organism in Eukaryota, Metazoa, Platyhelminthes, Cestoda, Diphyllobothriidea, Diphyllobothriidae.